Messenger RNA from Ostrea edulis (European flat oyster), 2238 nucleotides. RefSeq lists its product as uncharacterized. The coding region runs from base 1 to 2109 and encodes 702 amino acids. The record is from RefSeq and is a predicted model, not a curated record. The transcript has 5 exons. Lineage: Eukaryota; Metazoa; Mollusca; Bivalvia; Ostreida; Ostreidae.
AUGCCAUUUUACAAGGUGACAAGGAAUAAUGAAAUACCAGCUCACUGUAACGCCCCAGUAUCCGCAUCUCAUGCCCCCGGCAACCACGCCUCUAUUGAGGUUCUCAGCGAAUGCACCGGUCCAGUUCCUGCUGAUGACAUUGUAUUGGAAUACUCCGACUAUUUUCCUAGGAGUUCUUUACCAACUCCAUGUGUUCUUACACCAACAGUCGACAUGACGAAUAAGGAAGCUGCAGCAAUACUAUUUGCAUCAUACGAUAAACAUUUGACAUUUCCAUUUGAUGCUCACAAUUGUAAUAAUGACUAUGAUAGCGGGGGCCUCAUGUCAGGUGUGCUGGAAUUCAACCCAUCAGAAAAAGAAGAUAAAUCAGAAGACCAUUUAGUAAUUCAGUCACUUCCAUUACGUUAUGAAUACGGAAGAUUAAGGUAUUGUCAGACUUCAUCUAAUUUGGAGACAAAGAGUGGUCACCAAACGGAAGAUUCCAUAACCCAUAUAAUGAGAUCAAAGUCUCUCCCACCAGCUGGGAUUUCGAAAGAAGGACAUCAGUACCCGAAUAUAGUAAUACUCAACGAAUGUAUGAAUGGCGCCGGGGAAUCAAAUGCAAAAAAACAAUCAUUAGCAGUACCUAGCCAAGAGAGAUGUGGAGAGUCAUCUUUUAAAAGUAUGAAUGCCGAAGACAAACGAAGAGUUUUCUCAGAAAUCAAACCAUCUUAUAGAGAGAAAAGUCUUCUUCCAAUUACAAGUGUACAACGGUCAAAGAGUAACCGAGAGGUCUUAUUUUUGUCUCAAAGUGACAACACCAGUUCUGACACCUGUAAUAUAACCUCUUUAGAUAGUAAUACUUCACACUAUCAGUUGACGAUAGGAGCGCCUAAAACAGCGAGAAAAUCUUGUUCUGAUACCAAGGUAUGUGAAAGAAUAUAUCAAUCUUGUGAUUCACCUAUAUCCACCUCAUUUAUCGAGAGCAGGAGAAAUAAGCAUGAAUGUAGAAGAAAAUAUCAUGUUCGAAUUGUAAGGAAAAAUUGCUCAAGACAUAGAGGUCACGCGCACUCCAGGGAUACGUCAGUUGGAUGUUCUGGUGGACCUGGAUAUUCUAAAGAUAAAUCAGACUGUCGAAAGAGGAGGUCCAAGAAAAAAACGAAGAGGAGAGUUUUAUUUUCCGAUUCCAGUAGCGAUAAAGAGGAUUUCAACCAGCAUCCACUGCGAUGGACCAAAAAGAAUGAUAGAGUUAUCCGAUCCCAAGAACAACUUAAAAUUGAUGGACAAAUUAAAAGCGAUGGUGAUAAAGACAAAUCACAGUUUGAAUUUACGCCAGACUCGUGCACCUCUCACAGUAAACACCCAGACUAUUCUCCUGAUGUAAAACAUACUAAAAUGCUGUUUAACAACAAAACUGCCAGUCUUUCAAGUUCAAACCCGAGUGAAGAAGACGAUCGAUCGAUCAAAGAUACAAUGAGUUUCUCUGCUCAAUUUAGCGACAGGGAUACCGGAUUCUCAUCAUCAUCAAAAAGUUUUUAUAGCUCUUCAUGGAAGGAGAGUGGACCUAUAUGUACGUACAAGGGGACUGAAGUCAAAACAAAACCUAAAUAUUUUCAACUUCCGAAACAAAGGAUUCAGUCAACGAACUCGGUGAACAGUUGCAAAGUGAAAGAUUCUGCUUAUCAAACGAUUCAAUCGUCAUUAGAUAUCAUGUCGUUUGACAAACUAAAUGAAAAGCCAAAAGAAAGUUUAAGCAGAAGAAAUGAAGACCAAAAAAUAAUAAACCAACUUGAGCAAGUGUCUUUCAAACUAUCGAUGUUUCGAAAUAUGAACGAAUAUACACAGGCUCGGGGACAUUCAAAAGAUAGUGCAUUUUCGAAUACGUCUGAUGAGGAUCUUACAAGCUGGGACUCGGACUGUUCGGGAAGGAGAGCCAGUUACCCAGGCAUCAUUAACAAAGCGUUUACACUGGAGCAGGUGUCCGAGGAGGGGGAUGUCACUAAUACCCCAGAACAACACUCAUUCUCAGAACAACCGGAAACUGCUAGGGCUGUCUGCAGCGCAGCUCCCCGAAAAGCCACGCCGCCAUUAAUAAAGGAAGAAAUAGAGAUGGUGGAAUUUAUGGUUUGAUGUGUUGCACAAACGGUCACCAGCUGUAUUUUCAAAAUUAUAUUUUUCAUACGUUGUUAAGUUUCAUACUUUUUUGUGAACUUUCUUAUUGUUGAGUAAACAAAUUAAAUUCAAAUAUAAAAAAAAAAA